AUGACUACUACUGAACACCUUGAGACGCAGCAGGCGGAGGACCAUGCUGAAGCCGCUGCUAACCAAAUCGCCUACGAAAAGACCCUCAGCUUCGCUCAAAGCGUUCGAGUUUUCUGGCGAAGUACUCUCUGGAUCUUAUACGUCCAGAUCGUUGUUUUUGGCUACGGUAUAGAUGGUAUCAUUGCGGGUAAUUUGCUCGCGAUCCCCAAGUUUCGAGAGGACUAUGGCACUACACUUGCACAAGGCGACACGACGAUCUACAUAAUUCCUGCUACGUGGCAGAGCCUUUACGGCGGCGUGUCUCAACUGGCGGCUGUUCUUGGAGCCGCCAUUACAGGAUGGCUGGCUGACAAGAUUGGCCGGCGAUACACCAACAUGCUCUUCUGUGCCAUUUCUAUCGUUGGAGUCGGUCUUCAAUACCACUCGACCCGCGAUGGCUCUCUUCCCAUUUUGACAGUUGGAAAAGCCAUCAAUGGUCUGUCCAUCGGUGCAUGGCUUAUCAUUGGGCCCCUGUACGCUUCUGAGGUUGCACCACUCAAGCUUCGAGGUUGGCUCACAGCCACGACCAACUUCAUCCAGUUAUAA
Messenger RNA from Fusarium subglutinans, 585 nucleotides. Its product is annotated as general alpha-glucoside permease. The transcript has 2 exons. Gene Ontology annotation, biological process: transmembrane transport; carbohydrate transport. Gene Ontology annotation, molecular function: carbohydrate:proton symporter activity. Bases 1 to 585 code for a protein of 194 amino acids. The record is from RefSeq and is a predicted model, not a curated record. NCBI's taxonomy places the organism in Eukaryota, Fungi, Ascomycota, Sordariomycetes, Hypocreales, Nectriaceae. Gene Ontology annotation, cellular component: membrane.